Messenger RNA from Eimeria acervulina, 1440 nucleotides. RefSeq names its product actin-like family protein, putative. The record is from RefSeq and is a predicted model, not a curated record. The coding region runs from base 1 to 1440 and encodes 479 amino acids. NCBI's taxonomy places the organism in Eukaryota, Apicomplexa, Conoidasida, Eucoccidiorida, Eimeriidae. The transcript has 11 exons.
AUGCUACAGGCCUCUUCUUUGCGCGGCGCUUUGAGCGGCGCAGCACCCGAAGUUGACCUCCACACUAUCGUUAUUGAGACUGUUUUUGGCUGGGAGGCAUUCGACAGCAACAGCAGCAGCAGCAGCAGCUACUGCCCGGUGUUUGCUGCUCAUCCGGCACAUGCUGCAAGCAGCAGCAGUUCUGCAGAUUUGCUGCUGCUUGUCCUUGACGAGGCGCUUGACCGAGGCUCAGAGAUACGGAAGCGUUUUCGCUGUGGUCUGCAGGCGUUAAGGGAUGCGGCCUACGUCAGCAGCAGCAGCAACGGCAGCAGCAGCAGCGGCAGCAGCAGCAGCUUGUGCUCCAGCGACUGCAACUUGCUGCUGCUCUUAGCACUCCCUGGGGAGCCCCAAGUCGUCGCUCUGCUUCUCCGCUGGGCCUUUGAGCAGCGGCGAUUCCAGAGGGUAAAAUUGAUGGCGAGCGAACGGAUGGCGCUUUACUCGCAUCUGCCGGUGCUUCCAGGACUUUGCUCUCAACAAGGCGCGCUUGUUGUUGAUGUCGGGGAGAGUGGUUUCCGGGUGUCUCCACUUGAGGGUUUGUCUCUGUCUCCUGUCUCUUUUUGCUGCGCUUCAACGCGCAGCGGCGGCAGUCUGCUUUCGCAGCUGCUGCUGCUGCACCUCAGGAAGCAGCAACCUGCUGCUGCUGCUGCUGCACCUGCUUCUGCAGCUGCUGCUUCUGUUGCUGAUGCUGCGGAGGAGGAGGGGGAUGGUGAGCCUCAAGAAGACAGCCACGAGGUAGAGAAGCAAGAUGUGCAACAACAGCAGCAGCAGCAGCAACAACAACAGCAGCAUGAAGCAGCAGCAGCAGCAGCAGCAACAACAGCAGCAGCAGCGCAUGCACUUGGCGCUGGGGCAGGGCGUCUGGAUCCUGCCCUGGAUUUGCACCUCCACCGAAACCACCGGCAGCUGAAGCCACUGUUUACGUGCAGCGACGGAUCAGUCGUGCAGCCCUGGUCAGAGACAUUUUUAAUUCCGGAGGUUUUAUUUUCACCUCAGCUUCUUCCUGAUGCAAACUUGGCGGCGAUUGCGCCUGGCAUGGACCACAGCAGCAUCAGCGAAAUAGUGCUGCAGUGUUUUAGGAGGUCUUCUGUUUGUGAGAGAGAGGGCUGGCUUAAAAAUAUUUGUCUUGUUGGCGGCACCGCCCAGCUCCCUAACUUUGCACAAAGGUUGGAGAUGGAUUUGCUGCAGUCCUGGCGCGAAUCGGCUGGGGCGUAUUACAAUGUGAAGGACACCAUACAGGUGAAUGUGCUACCAUGCGAAGACCGCCAGUUGGCUGCAUUUCGGGGCGCCUUGCUCUUUGGGUUGGUUGCCCGUCAAGAGCCCGAGGCAUGGCUAAGCCGUCAGCUGUUUGAAAGGACAGAGCGGCUUGAAAAGACUGCAAGACAUAUGGCGCUUCAUGGUUAG